AUGGCCAUUCCGCUUGGUCUCCUUAGCCCACUGGAGCAGAGCUGGCUGCGCUUCCUCCAUACAGUCCACCUCAGUGACCCAACCUACUCUUUCCAAAAGAUAUUCACUCACCUCCCCAGCCGACACUUGAUCUCUCUCCAGUCGAAGUUUGAUAACGCUCCCGGCGGGUGUCUGUCCUGCAGCGAAUUUGUUUCUGCUAUUGCCUCUUCUCGCGAGAUAUUCGCCUCCAUCAACGAGCGUGGAACUACCGGACUAAAACGUUUGGCACGUGUCCUAAACUCAUACAUAAGCAUUUACAACGAUGAUGUUCAUGGGGGAAACAAGUUUCUUGCAAGAUUACGUGCCCUUAUACUGAUUUUUAAUCAUAUCGAUAUAACGCGUGUUAAUAAGCUUUCCUGGGCAGAUUUUUCUAAUUUCCUUUCCAGCUUUGUCACUCCAGCGCUUGCGAUAUCAAAUUCGCACGUUGCUACAAUCUAUAAUACGUCAAUCUACUCUAAAUACUUACUUUCUACCAAAAUCUUAGAGCCCAUCUAUUCGGUAAGCUACUCAUCUGAAGCAGAUGCAUUCUUGGCCUGUUGCCGAGACAACAAUGUGCACAUUUUAGACAGCAGCACGUUUUUGCGCCAAGCGAUUCUGCAGGAGCACAAGGCCCUCCCUGUGGUUGCCACAUCUUUUAAGCCUGCGAUUGAAGGCUUUAAUCACGCAAAAAACAGAAGCCAGCCUGGUAAUGGGCGACGAGUAAUAGGUGGAUUUAAUUAUAUCACCUCUGGAGCUGAUCGGAAAAUAAUAAUAUGGAAUGGAAUAGCACAUACUCCGGUCUCCAUCCUUCCAACAGAAAACAUUCACACUGCACUGGCAACCAUAGAUGAGCUCCACUAUCGGAAGUCCUCUCUGUCGCCGGCGAUCUUCAGUGGAGAUGACCAUGGAAACGUACACUUUUGGAAGCUUACUGAGCAGCAUAUUCCUCAGCAGGCCUCCCCCACACGUACCUAUAAGAAAUUCAACUCAGAAGAGCCCACCAAUGUCUCGCUCAUACGAGACAUGUACUUUGCCAAAAGAUCGAAGGAUCCUUCUCAGCAGGUGCAACCAAAAGGUCACCUUAGAACGUCUUCCAAGCAGCCAAGACCAAGUGACUUCUUUCUAAAAUCAGAUGCACAGGCAGAUGAAACUAAGAGAACGACUGAUACGCUGGUUGCUGGUAUUGAUACUAGUGCUAUCAAUGAUGAACUUGAAGAUGACAGCCACGGUACUGCCGUGCAGUUUUACAAUUCGAUGACCAGCGCGAGGCGGAAGCCCAAUUCGUCUGUUCUAAAAGAAGAUGCAGAGAACUUAAUACUCUUUUACGACAUGAAGAAUUUUAGUGGGCACGUGCCUUUUGCUGAAGGAUAUAAUCUUUCGUUCUUCUUAGAGGACAGCGACGACUGGAAGAAAGCCUCGGGAGAAUAUCAGCAGGACACCUACAAGUACGAUGCUGUCCUGACUCGUCUUUUCAACGACACAUUUGAAGCCAGCAACAUAGCAGCACCAACUCCUGAGUUCACAGAGCUUGCCAAGAGGAUGGCAACGGCAAUCCAAGCAAAAGAUCCGCCUGAUUCGGCAGCUAACAAUGGCUUAUUCUCUGCUGCAUCAAAUAUGAAUGAACAGAAACUGACUCUAGCAGAAUCAAAUGUGUAUACACAUAAUCAGAGACAGACAGACUCUAGUACCUCUAGUCAAGAUAGCGAUGAAUCGACCGGCUUCAGCGACGAUUCGGAUGAUGACUCUAUUAAGCAAGUUCAGCGAAACAAGGCCCUGAUACAAAAGCAUAUGGCGACAAACCGGCGCAGACAGAAGUACAUUCAAAACUCCUUUAAAUCUAUGGGGACACAAGAGCUAGCUCCAAUACCUAUCUGGACCAUCAAAGCCCACAAGGAUUGGGUUACGUGCCUUUGCCUUGACACAGUGACAAGCAACAAUUCCACGAUUUUGGCAUCUGGCGGUGCAGACGGACUGAUAAAUGUCUACGAUAUCAAUAGAGGGGUUGCAAACUCCAAUCUGCAUUUUCAUAAAGACUCUAUUACAGGCUUGGCAUGGCUUCAUCGUAGAGGUCUCCUAGCAGCGUGCUCGCACGACCGCAAGCUCACUCUGUGGAGUCUUGGGACCUCCAAUACAAAACCCGUGUCAGUAAUAUCCACAUCUGAUGCCCCGUAUGUUGGGGUUUUUUCUCACAAGCUCAAGAGUGAGAUUGUCUCAGUGGAUGCAACGGGGAAGGUGGCAGUCUAUGAUGUGCGGAGGAUGGAGCCAAUUCACACAAUCGGAAAUAAUAUGGCGAAGACAGGAAGGAUCGUCUCUGCAGCAUAUAACGGGUAUACGGGCCUUAUCUCAACCGUGGGGAGGACCAUAAACUAUGUCGUUCCUGUCAACGAGGAUGACACUCAUCGCUGCUCGCUUUCACCAAUUAAUGUUUGGUGCUGUUCUCCCACUGCUCCUAUCGUCUUGUUUGUUAGUGACGGUUCCCUUCAGUUUUGGGAUAUGCUUUAUGGGAAGCUAUUGCGGUCUGUUAGCCACGUUUUUACGCCCUCGUUGUACUUUAGGUCUAAGGAAAUAGAACGAAACACGCGGGAAAUGCUUGAUCUCCCACAUCUGGAUGUCGAGGAAACUAGGUCUGCCAUGAAGACCAGCGCCGCGUCCUACAAUUUAUUCAACUUCCUUCCUCCUAUUGGCAAGGAUGAUGUAGGUAAGUCUGGGUCGUCCCGAGGGGCUCAUAAGCAAAGCUUUUCAUACAACUCUAACUAUGAUAAAUUGAAGAAGACCAAAGAAGGGGCACUAGGAUAUAUCGAUUCUCGCUUAAAUAACAGUGAUGAGGCUCAGAUGUACCAGAAGAAUGUAUCGAAUCUAUUCAACACAGACUUCUUCGGAGAAAUUAACCUGAAGCAGUUGUCAUUGGACAAUAUUCGCGAGUUACACAACCAAGAGCAGCAAUUUCUAAAGAAGUUAGAGAAGGGCGACUGCGGUACAGUUACGUUCGGGCUCGAGUGCACCGCAAUUGCUCUCUCUUCAGACACGAAUGUUUAUGGUGUGGCUAUGACGGAUGGACGCGUGACACUUUAUGAACGGGUAACAGAUAAGGUUCUCAUGAAAAUUCGGUACACGAGUGCAUAUCACGAUCAGAAGCAGCUCCACAUGGAGCAGUACUUUGAUGCCAUCGGAGUUAAAAUGGAGCCCCAGCUUGAUAGAGUCGUCAGUAGUGACUCUUUAUGUUCAGGAGUUGACUGGUCCGGAUCCAAAGCCUCCAAGGGCAUGCGGGUGCGUCAACUAGCGGCGGCAGCUAAGGACGACUUCCAUAAAGAGGCCUGUGAAGGGGCGUCUUCUGCGGAGGCUAACUUGUAUGAUGAUGAGCCAUGCACCAAUCUGUUUUUCUCUGAACACCUCACCCCUCUCUGUGUCCAUCACCACGGACUCGGAGCAAUGAACUCAAACGCCAAGAGUAUGGCGAAUGAGGCACAGCUUUCUCUGAAGAGUAUGGAAGAAGGAUCUAGCACGCAACAGGUAGUGGCAAGUGCCACGAUAGCCACGCAGGAAUCGACCUUUACACCAAUGAUAGUCUGGCUUUUCUUCAAACAAUCUGCACGUGUAUACACAUACAGGAUUGCAAAGGACCAACCAUACCUCCUAGGACGGCUUAAGCUGAGAUCGUCAUGGACAGACAUCACGCCGUGUCACGACCUCAAUGUGGUACACAUCUACAUGAACACAGAAGUCUAUACUCUGAAUGCAGAUAGUGUAAUGCUUGCCAAAGCAGAAGUUUCAUUGGUGGAUGCCAAGCAAACAACUCUAGAUGCAGCAAGAGCAGCUGCAGCAGCAUUUAAAUUGGAGAUAAAGUUUAUUCUCACACCGGGAGAGCGCUUCCAAUUGUGGAUCCUCUCCUGCGGUCUUAUCUUUGUUGUUCACAUUAAGACGGGGUUCCUUCUAGCGGCUCUAUCUAUCCCCAACUUAAUAUAUUGUGCAUACGCCUCUUGUAUGGAGGAAUUCAACAGCCUGGUCGUUCUUGAUCAUCUGGGACAGCUUCAUUUCUACGACAUAAGUGAGAUAAUCAGCCUUGUGACAAAGUUUGAAAAGGUCUUCAUGCUUACGAUGCCCAAGGGCUCUAGCUAUGCUAACUUUGCAUCGGCCGUCCACUUUAUUAAUACGUUGAGCACCCAAAGAACCGGGGAGGGACUCUAUGCGCCGUCUGAUGACCUGGAGUUUAUGACAAAGGCGAGCGAGAACCUUAAAAGAAGCUACCCCGUCACCUCUGAUAUGCUGUCGAUAGAGUCUCCGGCUCCAAUUCAGGUGCAGGUGAGCACCAACUUUUUAACAAAGCGACACUACUUCACAGUCUUCGAUGUCAUGCCUAGGGAUAGACACAUAUUUUCCAGCACGGUUGAACCAAUUAUCUGGGAGAUUGUGGACCUGUGCAACAACAACCUGAACAUGAAGCAGAUAAACACCAAUCUGAAAACCCGCUCCCUACUCCCAGAGGAAAAGGCUUGGUAUUCCGGCCAUCCUGUCAUAGUCUGCCCGAAGCUAUUGAACACUAUUUCUACGGUACCGUUUCUGAUUGAUUUAGAUAAGGGAAACAUAGAUGAUAAACUGGACUCCGAUACUACCAAGUCAACGAAAGUGCUGACUCAGUUGUCUAACUUCGGCAUAAUAUCCAUACAAGCUAUUCGUGUGAUCGGGCUUUAUCUCUGCGUGUGUACCACAGGCUAUAUUCUGGCCUUCGAUGCCCGUGAGGCGUGUUACUUGUGCACCCUGGUUCACCGAGGCUGGCCGCAGAAAAUCAAAAAGUAUCUAAGAUACAAUCUCACUACCGCUACACCGAACAGAAUACAGCGCCAGUUAUUAAAUAGAUUCAUUUCCGAAGAGAAAAAAUCCGUGUACUUGCAUGCUUAUGUUUCCGACCAAAUAAAGGAGCAGCUCAAGCAGAUGGAGCUCGAGAGCCUCAACGCAUCAGUAUCUAGUUCCACAAUGGUUGGCGGACUGUCUUCCAUAACGCUGAAGACCCCCCAGGGGUCAAGGCUCAAUAAGGUGCAGACACUGUUUCCCACACCGAUGCUCGGGGAGGUACAGACUCCGUUGGAGGAGACGUGCAGCGACGAGAGAGACCAAUUGAAUACGACACGUUCAGUGGCCAAUUCAAAGAGGAAUCUGACCAUUAUCACACGAAACAAAGAUGGAACCCUGUUGACAUCAGCACCUACAGCCUUUACACCCUAUAGUUUUGGGAAGCUAAUUGGUGCAUCUGCCCCGAUCAAUGAUGUCAGAUUGCUGACACGCCCUGAUGCCCCCUUUCAGCCCAAGGACCUCGGAGUCGGAAAAUUCUUGAUUCAAUCCUGCAUAUCGGACAUCAAGAACACGGCAUUCAAGCAACUGAGCCCAUCGGAGCGGGCAUCAAUGGCGAAAGGAUACACUAAAAGCAUGAACAGGACAAAGAGCGCUAUGACCCAUCUAGUGGCUCUAGACACAUCCCUGAAGGAGCUGUACAAAAAUAAGACUGGGGCCAGCCCGAUGCGCGUUCCACUUUCAUCUUUAGAUGGAACUGCGGGGAAGACCUCCAGCAUCUUGGGAGCAUCAUUGAAGGAGAAGAAUGUGGACUUAACGAGAAGCAUGUUGGACAUACCCGAUCAGGACACUCAACAGGAAGAAGGAAUGCAGGAGUCUGAGGUAAAUAAGAUCCUUGGAAGGGCGUCCGGAACAAUAAAAUCUCUAGAUAGUACCGGGACGCGGCUUGACCUCACCGCGAUAGUCUCUCGAAGAACAUCCUCUAUUUUCAACAGAGAAAAUUCUCCUGUGCGGAAACUGCGUGCAAGUACAGUCGGAGCAACAGAGCAGCUGACCCCGCGGGUUCCUGAAAAUAUAGUUGAAUCAGAAACCAAUAUGCAGGAGUCUACUGCCGUGCCACCAAGUGCGAUAUCUGAAACCUAUGAUAUCCUUAGCAUGCAGAAGCAAGAUAUAGCCAUGUGCUACAAGAAGAAAAUGACAACCAUUAACGGGGGGUACGUGAAUUACAACGCCAUUAAAAAGUAG
Giardia duodenalis is the source of this 6048-nucleotide messenger RNA. Its product is annotated as WD40 repeat protein. The record is from RefSeq and is a predicted model, not a curated record. Gene Ontology annotation, molecular function: gamma-tubulin binding. The transcript has a single exon. Gene Ontology annotation, biological process: mitotic cell cycle; microtubule nucleation. NCBI's taxonomy places the organism in Eukaryota, Fornicata, Diplomonadida, Hexamitidae. The coding region runs from base 1 to 6048 and encodes 2015 amino acids. Gene Ontology annotation, cellular component: spindle pole; ciliary basal body; pericentriolar material.